AUGGACUUGGAGUCCGUCGAAAGCGUCGAUUUUACGAAGUUCGGGUCUCCUGAUAUAGUGAACUCUGGCCUCUAUCAGAUCAAGAGACAGCUGCAAAAAAGUCAUUCAGACACGGAGAUACGCGACUUGCUAGAGCGAGUACUUGUCUAUGACAGUUUUGAGACCCUUGGAGACGUGAACAAGUUUCUGAACAACAUUUUGGAGGUGAUACCGACGCAGUUCCAGAAUCGACCUCUCAACUGCAUCCUGGUCUCAAACACGUCGAUUUUCUACUGGGAUCUCCGCGAUAUGGACAAUUUUGACGAGCUUGCCGAGCUCCAUCGCAUCUGCAGGCAAUUGUCCUCGAAGCUCGGGUGCUACGUGCUAUCAAGCCGAAGUCUGUUUGAGUAA
Ogataea haglerorum is the source of this 390-nucleotide messenger RNA. RefSeq lists its product as uncharacterized. The transcript has 2 exons. The record is from RefSeq and is a predicted model, not a curated record. The coding region runs from base 1 to 390 and encodes 129 amino acids. NCBI's taxonomy places the organism in Eukaryota, Fungi, Ascomycota, Pichiomycetes, Pichiales, Pichiaceae.